Molecule: messenger RNA, 1057 nt
Organism: Euleptes europaea (tarantolino)
Lineage: Eukaryota; Metazoa; Chordata; Lepidosauria; Squamata; Sphaerodactylidae
Gene: SLC25A20
Product: solute carrier family 25 member 20
Exons: 9
Coding region: 95-1018 (307 amino acids)
Biological process (GO): carnitine transmembrane transport; mitochondrial transport; positive regulation of neuron projection development
Cellular component (GO): mitochondrial envelope
Molecular function (GO): low-density lipoprotein particle binding; O-acyl-L-carnitine transmembrane transporter activity
Source: RefSeq, a predicted model, not a curated record
GACCGAGGAGGGGGGGGGAAAGGAGGGUAAAGGUCGCUCGGAGCGCUCAGGCGGGAGGCAGCCAGGACGGGACGGUCUCGCCGCCGGAGCAGCCAUGGCGGAAGAGCCGCGGAAGAAGCCUCCUCAGGCGCCCAUCAGCCCCGUCAAGAACUUCUUCGCCGGAGGCUUCGGGGGCGUCUGCUUGGUUUUCGUGGGACACCCGUUAGACACUAUCAAGGUCAGACUACAGACUCAGCCAAAACCUUUGCCAGGACAGUCUCUGGUCUACAAUGGGACUUUUGACUGCUUCAAAAAGACGCUUGUUAAAGAGGGUGUCCGAGGCUUGUACAAGGGGAUGGCAGCUCCUAUUGUUGGGGUGACCCCUAUGUUUGCCGUGUGUUUCUUUGGAUUUGGCUUGGGCAAAAAACUCCAGCAGAGGACCCCUGAUGACGUUCUAACGUAUCCCCAGUUGUUUGCAGCAGGCAUGUUAUCUGGGGUGUUUACCACUGCAAUUAUGGCUCCAGGAGAGAGGAUCAAGUGCCUUCUACAGAUCCAGGCGGCCUCGGGCGAAACCAAAUACGGGGGGCCUUUGGACUGUGCCAAACAAUUGUAUCGUGAGGCUGGAAUUCGAGGUGUAUACAAAGGAACGGUGCUCACUCUCAUGAGGGAUGUUCCAGCCAGCGGGAUGUACUUCAUGACCUAUGAAUGGCUGAAAAACAUUCUGACACCUCAAGGGCAGAGUGUCAGUGACCUCAGUGUGCCUAGGAUUCUCGUUGCUGGUGGCAUGGCAGGGAUCUUCAACUGGGCUGUUGGGAUCCCACCAGAUGUGUUGAAAUCCCGCUUCCAGACGGCUCCACCAGGGAAGUACCCCAAUGGCUUCCGAGACGUCCUGAGGGAGCUUAUCCGAGAAGAGGGGGUGAUGUCGCUGUAUAAGGGGUUCACAGCUGUGAUGAUCAGGGCCUUCCCUGCCAACGCCGCCUGUUUCCUUGGCUUUGAAGUUUCCAUGAAGUUUCUAAACUGGCUUGUGCCUGGUCUGUAAGGACCAGGAGAGGUGUGUUCCAGAGGGAACUCAACGACC